Arctia plantaginis is the source of this 888-nucleotide messenger RNA. The record is from the annotation of a GenBank genome assembly. NCBI's taxonomy places the organism in Eukaryota, Metazoa, Arthropoda, Insecta, Lepidoptera, Erebidae.
AUGGUAUUAGAUGGAAAAAUUAAAGGUAUAAGCAAAGAUAGAUGGCAAGAAACGGCAAUGUUAGGGAAGGGUUUUUGCUGCUACGGAUUUGUUGAGGGGGAGCCUCCACCGGAACCAGUGGAACCUGAACCAGUAGAAGCAGAGCAGCCCAGCGACAAUGAGUCAGCAGCAAAGGCCAAGGAGGCGAGGGCCCAGGCCUCCAUCAAGGAGAGAGAGCGGGAAGUGCAGAGGGCACUGGCCACCAGUUUACGGGACCGCGAUAAGGAACGGGAAUACCACAAAAGGGAUGAAGCUGUACAGCAUUUCAACGCGCUACUGGCAGACCUGGUGCGAAACCCUGACCUUCCGUGGAGAGAUGCAAAAAAACAGCUCAAGAAGGACCAUAGGUACAGCUUAGCCGAGCUACUCACCAAAGAUGAUAAGGAGCGCCUGUUCGUGCAGCACACCAGCGCUUUGGCGGCCAAGCGCCGCGACAAACUACGAGCACUACUGCAGGAACGCAAUAUCACGUGCACAGCGCACUGGAGGGACGUCCGCGCCAUGCUCGCUGACGAGCCUACCGCGCCGGUGUACUCCAGCGCGUCGCAGAUGGAACGCGAAUUCCGUGACUACCAGCGCGAUAAGCAGUCAGCCGCGAAGACAGCGAUGAGACAGCUUCUCCUAGAGACGAGAUCCAUCACACACAAAAGCUUAAGUGCUGUAAAAGAGAACCCUAAUGCACUCCAACAUGUUCUUGACGCGCUUAAACAUGAUGCCAGGUAUACGGCACUCGACCACAUAGCGGAGGAACGGCAGCAGAUCAUCACGACUUACCUCGAGGAGUUGGAGAAGAAAGGUCCACCCCCACCGCCCACUGCGACAGAGCCUUCUAGAAGGACCAAACAGUGA